Alternaria arborescens is the source of this 1203-nucleotide messenger RNA. RefSeq lists its product as hypothetical. The transcript is spliced from 2 exons. The coding region runs from base 1 to 1203 and encodes 400 amino acids. Gene Ontology annotation, molecular function: glycosyltransferase activity. Lineage: Eukaryota; Fungi; Ascomycota; Dothideomycetes; Pleosporales; Pleosporaceae. The record is from RefSeq and is a predicted model, not a curated record.
AUGGCACAGCCCGAGUUCCAGAUACCUGAAGAAUAUGCAUCGAAAGUGACCCGAGUCGAGUCCAAGGACAAGCGCACCGAUGCUGAGAUCUUAAACACCUUAACGACGCAUGUGCCUAUCACUUCUGAGAAGAAUAUCUGGGCCUACUGGCAUGCCGGCGUCCAGAACAUGCCCAAGUGGACACAACGCAACAUCAUCAACUGGGUGCGCCUCCAUGGCCCCGAAUGGACAGUCCGCGUGCUCGACACAGUACCGGACUCACCGAAUCACGCAUUGACUUGGAUCGCGACUGAAGAUCUUCCGGAAGCAUUCGUAAAAGGUACGAUGACGGGUCCAUACGUAGGGCCUCAUAGCGCCGACUUUCUGCGCGGCGCAGCACUGUACACGUACGGCGGAGUGUGGAUGGAUGUUGGAUGUAUUCUUUUCCGCCACCUCGAUAGCGUGUGCUGGGCCCAGCUUGCGGACGACACGAGUCCGUUUAGUGUUGCUGCGCCACUGAUAUACGGUCAAUUUAUUGCGAAUCACAUUGUGGCGUCUCGCAAAGGCGACGAGUUCAUCAAGAAUUGGCAUCUGAUCUUCUUGGAGCUGUGGAAAGGACGCAAUGACUAUUCCGGCGUAUGUCAGUCGCCCCUGAUUAACUUCAUCCAGAAGUUGGAUUUCGAGGAACUGGCCGAGGCGGGGUAUAGGUGGGAUUGGAAAUUGGAUGUGCAGACUAUCAUUGGAUACAUUGGACAAGUCUUCGCCUGGAUGCGCUUGACGUGGCUGCAGGAGCCCAAUGGCGGCUUCGAUGGCGUCAACUACUGGGCUAAGAAAGUCUUACUGUGGAAUGCGCUUCCUGAAGACUUCCCUGCUGAGACAACCAUCGGAUUCGAUGGCGCGGAUAUUCUCAGGUUCUUUGCUACGAGGCUAGACGCUGAUGGAGAUGACGCAGGACAUGAGAAGGCGAAAAACGCAGCGUGGAACAUGAUAACACAGAGUGUGAUGCAAAAGAUCACUCAUGGUAAGGAGCUGUGCCAUAAGCCUCAUUGUGGUACGUUGCUCGACCUUCCGGAAAAUGAAGGUAAGGAUAUGGCGCCGGGCACUUUCGGAGAGCUGCUGCGUUACGGGAGUGUGCACCUGGAGCAGACGAGAGAGAUGCACUAUAUUGAGGCAGCUGUUGUUGAGUCCGAGUUGAUACUUCGGAAAGGACUCCUAGAGGCGUGA